UCAUUCUGAUCCUUACUAUCGUGCACCGAGGAGACCAUGGCGAAAAAUCGAGACGUAAGCAUGCGGAAAUACAGCCGAGAAACGGGUGCGGUAUUGGCGCGGAAGGAUUACGAGGGAGAGAAAUUGCCGGGGACUGGCUCCAAGAUCGGAGAAAGCGAGCUAGGCUCGACUAAGCCGGCGAUUAUUAAAACUCUCGCCGGCGCCCGAUGGCACGAAAUGGGAAAGGUUAAGGACGAGUUGAAGGCAAUGCUUCCGAUACUAAAGCCUUCAGAAGUGAUAAGCAUUAUAAAUUUUCUACUGAAAGUUUACUCCUGCGCGCUACUAGAAAGAAACAUGCUAAACCAAAUUUAUAUGGAAAAAAGUUAUAUUCUCAACGUGUACAAAUUUCUACGCGUAAAAAAUCGAUCUUCUGAUCAUUUUCAUAUUGACUUUUCAUCGAGAAGAUUUUAUUUGCUACCUCAUGAGGCCCUCAUCCACGAACUUGAGGAGAACGGCUACGAUGAAUCGAUUGGAUUCUUGAAGCAACUAUUGGAACUCGAUGAGGAAACUCAGAAGCAGGCUAGUCUUGGAACAUUGAUGUGGAAGAAACCGUGUUUGAGAGACAAUAAGAGAGCGUUGCUGCGUCUCAAAGAAGGCUUGUUCGCCUUUGAGCAGGCCAAAAACGUGGGAGACUCGGCGUCUAUGAUAAUGGCACUUCUACAUACGGCGGUAUUCUUCCAAACAAUGACGUGGGAGUGGUGGUGGGUGGCGGAGCAACUUUACCGUAGUGCAAUGACGAAAGUCAUCGAACAUGAAGACCAGCGAACAAUCACCGUGAUACGCUAUCUAUUCGGUCGAUUUUUGUUCGAACAAUUGCAGAACACAGAGGAGUCGUUAGAGCAUUUGAAAGUCGCACGGGAAGUGUCCAAGGGAAAAUCGUGGAAUGCAUCAAAGCUAACAGGUCGAGAGGAGCAAAGCAUUUUCCGCGAGUGCAACGUACUGCUGUACAAAACGCUGUUGAUGCACGCGCGACAGGCCAAACCUGACCAACCGGAUAUCGCCGUGAAAGCGUGCACCGAAGCUCUCGCGCGAGCGACUGAUUAUUCAUCAUUCCAUAUUUUACUAUUGAAUCUAGCGAGCACAACCAGAUUUAUAUGUGGUGAUGUGUGGAUAUAUGUGUAUUCUAACCAUAUAUACUGUGUAUUCCGUGUAUUAAAUUCUAAACAGCACAAAUCUCCACAGGACGUCCUAAAGACGUUCUGGGAACGUUUCUAUGUUCUGAGAACGUCCCUAGAACAUCCUUUGGAGAUCUUGUGCUGUCUGGAAUAUAUAACUGGUUGGACAUUUCGCAAAUUGGUUGCGCUUCGAGCUUCAUAUUUACAAUACAUAUUUACAUCUGAGCAACGCGAGUAUAUAGAAGAAGCUUUGUAUGAGCUGGGCCAAAGUCAGAUGCGAUCAAGCGACAUAAAGCAUGCUCUUCAGAGUUUCUCCAAGUUGCUGGCUUUGGCUAAGAGAGUCCCGGAUUCACAGGCAGUAUGCAACGCGCACAUGGCACUGGCAUUAGCAUAUAAGAAACUGGACAACGAGACGAAUACAGAGAAGCAUCUUCAUCUGUCCAAGGAAAAAGCUGCUGAGUUUGGGCUUACGAGACAACUCGCACAAGCACAAUACUACACCGGCGAGUACUUCUUAAGCAAAAGAAGACCGAAUAUCGCAACUGCUCAUUUGGAAAAAUCUUUCGAUCUCUAUUGCGAGCUCGGUUUGCAUGACGAGGCUGACAAAGCGCGAAUUAUCGCCGGGGUCUCGAGAGGACAAAAAAACAUCGAUAAGUACAUCGAUCUCGUGCGCCGGUGUGGAACGGCCGACUCGAAGGCAAUAUCGUCACUUUGUCAGUGGAAGAAUUGUAGGAGUGCUUUUUGGAAAGAAUUGUAGGAAUACUUUUUAGGAAGAAUUGUAGGAGUGCUUUUUGGGAAGAAUUGUAGAAGAGAAAACCAUACACCGAUGAUUGGAUUAGAUUUGAAAAGAGAGACCGAGGAAAUUCCGAAUAACUCGAUGGCGAAAAUAUCGACAAAAUGUGUCUUUGUCACAAACUAUCGUUACCCUCGCGGAUAUCAUGAAAAGUAUCAUCAGUGAUUAGAUUUGACAGAAACCCGACGAAAUCUUAGUCCAAUACCAACGAUAUCUAGCAACAAGUAUACUUUUUCAUAUAUUUCCCAGCUAGCAUAGUUGAAAGCAAGUUAACGUAUCGUUUGUUUAUUGUUUAAAUCGGAUAUGGUGUUACAAUAUAGAUGUAAAAUAUUUAGAAUAUAUGUUGCAGGAGAGGUGGGGGAAGAGAAAGAGACGGAGGAAGACGAAGAGAGACGAAAAGAAACGAAGAGAGACAGAGAGAGAAAGAGCGAGAAAGAGAGAAAGGGGGAAACUUUACAAAAUUACGCACUGAAUAUUAUAAUAAUACAUUAUAUCUUAAUAAUUUGUACACAUACUUCUUUUUGUAAGUUUAUAAAGUCUCUAUGUUCGUGACACAUACUUAUUUUUAUGCAUUAAUAACAUAAUAAUAAAACUACGCAUUCGCACGUUUUCUAUCAUACGAUAAGACUUACGAUAAAAUUACAUUUAAUAAUUUGGUGCCUUUGACUGUGAAGUAAUGACAUACUACACAGACAAUUCAUUGUUCAACUUAAAAGUCGAACAAUGAAUUAUGAGCAAAACAAAAGAAUGUUGUAAAGAAUAUGUAUUUAUUAUUUAUACGUAAAUAUUUACAUAUUUCUUAAAAAAUUAUGACAUUUCAUUAGUCUAAAUCUGCGCAGAACAUACAUUCACCUGCACAGGACAUAUUCAAGCCUGCGUAACAACUACAAAAUACGAUUAGAUUAUUAAUAAUAUGUAUAUUAUAUAUUAACAUUAAUAAUUUUUUAAUAUAUUAACGAAUAUAUAUAAAAUAUACAUUUUAUUAAUAAUAUAUUUUAAAUUCGUUUCUUAUGUUAAAAUUGUUUUUUUUUUCAUGCUUCCAUCUCUUGUAAUUCUAUUAAUUUCUAAGCUAAAACGUAGUUGAUGAAAAUUGAUCAUUACACAAAGUUGAUUAUUAUAGAACGAAAGAAAUGUGUUGUAUGGAUUUUUGACAAAACAUAUGUAAAUUCUUCAAAAUCUGUGUACAUAUAUUUAUAUAAAUAUUUCAGUAUAUUAUGUAUGAUA
Messenger RNA from Odontomachus brunneus, 3171 nucleotides. RefSeq lists its product as uncharacterized. The transcript is spliced from 11 exons. Lineage: Eukaryota; Metazoa; Arthropoda; Insecta; Hymenoptera; Formicidae. The record is from RefSeq and is a predicted model, not a curated record. Gene Ontology annotation, molecular function: protein binding. The coding region runs from base 37 to 1911 and encodes 624 amino acids.